AUUUCCCCAACCUAACUACAGAUAAAGACAAGUGACUAACCACAGACUACAUACUAUUGACUAACCCAAGAUAACCUCAAAUAGUUCUAGUCUACUGUUGACAAACGUGGGUUUCAGUUUUCUUUGCCGUUUUUUGGAUAUUUGCGCGUAAAAUGUCCGAUGAACCUCAGGAGAAGCGAAAGAACCGAAAGCGCAAGAAGAGUUUUCUGAAAAAUGCCCGAAAGUACGCGAAACGGGGGCACUUUGGCCGGGGCUCCCAAAUCGACGAGGACACUUACCAGUACUUUCUGCGUGUGAUGGAGACGUUCAAGCAGGAGGCCUUAGAUGAAGAAGAAAAAGCCAUCCUGGUUGAACAAGUGCUUCAGCAGACAAUUGACAAAGAACUGGACUUUGCUUGUAACCAAGUGGGGUGUCGAGUGCUGGAAACUGUUCUGCCCUUCGCUCAGGACUCAGCAUUGGAGAGGUUCAUGGAGGAGCUUGGAAAUGACAUGCGCCCCCUCUGCUCCGAUAGGUUUGCUGGUUUCGUCCUGCAAGCUUUGGUUGCAAUUUCCGCCAAAAAGUCCCUGGAUUCGAGCACCGACCCAGAUAAACGGCUCUACUAUAGAAAGUUCUUGCAAAAAGUCAGCAAUUUCUUGUCGAACAACAUGGAAGACUUCGUGUGGGAUGGCAUAGGAAAUCACAUACUACGGACGUGUUUGUGUAGUUUAGUGCAGAUUCCCGAUGAAAAAAAGGAGCAGACAAAGCGGCCUAAUAUCAAGGAUGUUAAGGGCGAAGAUGUGAAGAAGGAAGAAGUGGUGGUGCCGGAGGAUUAUCGGGCCAUAGUGAAACAAAUUGGCGAGAGGUUGAUUGUGUGGCCGCAGUUUGAGGAAAUGUGCCAUUCAGAGCUCACCGCUGGAUUGUUCCAAGUGCUGCUCAAAGCCCUCAAGAAGGCUGACUCUAAACUAAUGAAGAGCUACCUGCAAAAGUUACUAACAGAAAUAUUCCUCAAAAAUCAGAGCGGCGAGGAAGCGAAACUACCUCAAGGAUUCCUGUCUUCUAGCAUGCUGGUGCUGCUGGAAACCGCGCUGCAAGUGGCUGAAAAGAAGAUGUUCAACCAAAUGUGCGAACAGCUCUUUACAGGAAGAAUGCUUCAGCUGGCCUCACUUAGAAGCACAAACUUUGCUGUCCAGAAAGUGAUUGCUCAGUGCUCCAACAAGACUCAGUUCGAUCCUUUGUUUGACGAAUUGGCCGACCAUUUUCUAGAAAUAAUCGAAAAAGACAAUCCAGCUGUUCUGCUGGCUGUUUGCGAAGCCUGCAAGCGACUGUCGACCAAACAGGGCACUUUCGUGCGGAACAUGAUGAAAAGCCUCAACUGCUUGGAGCCGGAGGACCGGCAGCAACAUUUUAUUCUUUGCAUGUGCCGGCUGGCCCCAUACGACCCGAAGAGCCCUAAAGCAGGCCUGCUGAAGGAAAAGCUGAGCCUUCAAGGGACGCUUAUGCUGCAGCUGAUGCUGGAAUUUAACAAGCCCAUCGCCUUAGUUAACAGCCUGCUCAACAUGGACGCUCAGGUGCUGAAAGAGCUUUUCUCGCACUCGAUGGGUAGCCAUAUAGUCGAUUCUUAUACGAAAAGCGCUUUCAUCGGGGAGAGAAGCCGCGAGAAGCUGGUUUGGAAAAUGAAGGAUACUUAUCAAGAACUAGCAGUUUCCAAGUACGGCUCCCGGGCGUUUGAGGCCAUCUGGAACGUAGCCAAUAUUAAAGGGAAGCUUCAAAUCAUGCAGGAAUUAUUGCACAAGGAGCAGCUGUGGUGCAAUUCGCAGUUCGGGAAAAUUAUCGCCAGCAAGGUGAAUCUGGCCCUCUUCAAACGAAACAAGGAGACCUGGAAAUCUGCCAUUGAAGUGAAACCCGAAGAAGCUUAAGGUUAAUACAUUUUUGUGUUUA
Dendroctonus ponderosae (mountain pine beetle) is the source of this 1917-nucleotide messenger RNA. RefSeq names its product nucleolar protein 9. Gene Ontology annotation, biological process: ribosomal small subunit export from nucleus; endonucleolytic cleavage to generate mature 5'-end of SSU-rRNA from (SSU-rRNA, 5.8S rRNA, LSU-rRNA); endonucleolytic cleavage in ITS1 to separate SSU-rRNA from 5.8S rRNA and LSU-rRNA from tricistronic rRNA transcript (SSU-rRNA, 5.8S rRNA, LSU-rRNA). Bases 153 to 1895 code for a protein of 580 amino acids. The record is from RefSeq and is a predicted model, not a curated record. Gene Ontology annotation, cellular component: preribosome, small subunit precursor; 90S preribosome; nucleolus. The transcript is spliced from 5 exons. NCBI's taxonomy places the organism in Eukaryota, Metazoa, Arthropoda, Insecta, Coleoptera, Curculionidae. Gene Ontology annotation, molecular function: RNA binding.